Messenger RNA from Myxocyprinus asiaticus (Chinese sucker), 1110 nucleotides. Its product is annotated as butyrophilin subfamily 2 member A1-like. The transcript has 9 exons. The record is from RefSeq and is a predicted model, not a curated record. NCBI's taxonomy places the organism in Eukaryota, Metazoa, Chordata, Actinopteri, Cypriniformes, Catostomidae. Bases 142 to 957 code for a protein of 271 amino acids.
AAAUGAUAUAGUAAAACUAAACAGGCAGGUCUAAUGCUGGAUUCUUACGUUUUUCUUUUAAGAACGUAAUAUAAACAGAAUUUAUUCAGAGACUCACAAUUAUUAACACUCACUGAGUUUAAGCAUUUGUGUCCUUCAGAGAUGAUGUUCAUUUAUACGACUCUACUGAUUAUCUGUGGAUUUACAGAUUCAAGAUCAGAACAGUAUAUUGUAGUUGGACCCACUGAUCCUGUUCUUGUUGUAGCUGGUGAAGAUGUGAUUCUGCCCUGUACCAUCAAACCCGACACCAGUGCUGAGGACAUGAGAGUGGAGUGGUUUAGACUCGAUUUACAAGACUCAGUAGUGCAUCUCUAUGAGGAUCAUAAAGACAGAAAUACAUAUCAGAGUCAGUCCUACAGAGGGAGAACACAACUGUUCAAACAAGAACUACAGAAAGGAAACGCAUCACUCAAACUCUCAACCGUCCAACUCUCUGAUGAAGGACUUUACAAGUGUUUCGUUCAGUCCAAAUCCUGGUAUGAUGACAUCACUCUUAAUGUCACAGUUGAAGCUGUAGGAACUCAACCACUGAUCAUAAUAGAUGGGUUUGAUCAUUCUGGAGGGGUUCAUCUACAGUGUGAAUCCAAAGGCUGGAACCCUGAACCUGAACUUGUGUGGUUGGACCAUGAAGGAGUCGCUUUGAAAUCUGAAGCUACAGACACACAGAGAGACACAGACGGAUUCAGCGUUAAACACACCAUCACUGUAUAUAAUAGUGACAGCAAAUACCACUGCAGAGUCCAAAUGAGACAUCAUAUGCUGGAGACAGAGAUUAUUACCUCAUGUAAAACAUUUAAUUCAUGGAGGAUGUCAGUCAUCUGGACUUCAGUUGCAGUUGUGUUCAGUGUGAUCGCUGUAAUACUGAUUGCAGCUUUUAUUCAUAAACACAGAGAUUUAAACAAGAAGAGGAGAAUUUAAGAAGAACUCAAUCAACAUUUACAGAAACAGAAGAUCAUUAUCCCAUAUGUGUUCACACUUUUCAGAAAACAUGCAGUGAAUGUGACUCUGGAUCCUGAUUCAGCUCAUCCACGUCUCACUGUGUCUGAUGAUGGAAAACAAGUGAGAGGUGGA